UUUGUUGACAAACAAAGCUCCUGCUGCCUGCUAAGUUGAACAUUGGUCGUACAAUGUCAACGGAGCUCUAUGCGUUACACGCAUCGCAUAAUCCUGUCAGUAGUCAUCGUCGCUACUUUCUUCUUCUUCCGUGCCCUUUACCGACGGACAGACCGCACGGGCCGUCUCUCCGCCUCCGUACGGAACUGGUGGGCCGGGGACAUCGUGGACUUCGACAAUGCCGACAACGUGACGGGCUUCGACUGGCCAAUCGUUCCCAACGUCGUUCACUUCGUACGCCUAGGCAACGCAUCACUCACCUUCACUGAGGCUGUUUGCAUCCGAGCCGCGUGGAUACAACAGCGGCCCACCUCGCUCAUCGUGCAUUGCGACCGGUGCGAGGAGUCGACGCGCUCGAGUCCUCACUGGCCACUGGUCGCCGGGAUUCCCGGCUUGCGGCUCGCGACCGUCAAGAGGCCGCGCAACAUAUUCGGCAAGCGGCUCAGCUCCAUCUACCACGCGUCGGAUAUCGCCAGGCUCCGGAUUCUGCGCAAGUUCGGCGGCAUCUUCCUCGAUGGUGACUCGUACCUUGUGCGCUCCUUGGAGCCGUUCCGGCGCUUCGAAAUGGCACUGGGAUGGUACCCGAAUCAAGCCCUCGGCACUCAGGUUCUUGUUGCCCACAAGAACGCCCGGUUUCUCCGACUUUGGUACAACUCAUACCGAUACUACCGUCCCGAGCUGUGGUACUGGAAUGCAGGACGGCUUCCCACAGAAAUGAUUCUGGUGCCAAGGCCACACCUUGUUCACCGCGUGCCUUAUGACUUUGGCGUGCACAAUGUGGCGCACCUCUUGUACGGUGUCUGCAAGCCCGACUGGAGACAGUACUUUGCUAUUCACCUCUUGUUUCGACACCGGGACUACUUGGUCACCUCAGAUACAUUCGGACCAUUGACAGUGUUUAACGUGGGCCGCUACAACACGACAUUUGGCCAGAUGGUCAGGCUGGCUCUGUUUGGAACAACAAGACUCGGAGACCACCACACUUUGAAAGACCCUAAAUGGUUUCUCGAAAAUGAGCUAGAGUAUGUCCUGGAUGCUUGCUAACUUAAAGUGUUGGGGCACUCGACUGCCAGCCAGCCUUUGAUGCAACUUCUCCCUUGUGACCUUGCCCAGCCGCCCUAGCAGACUUACUGCACCUCUUGUGGAGUUGUCUCAGGCUGUGCUCAUCAAGGCAUCACUACCUGCUGAAAGUGGGACUACAUCCAAGCUGCCCACCGGACAACCAUCUGUAAAUAUAAUGUCCAGAUCAUAGAUACCUGCUGGAAUUCAUUGAACGAACUGAGGUCUCUAGAGGCCUCUUUCUGAAAUUUGGGCAUUGGUUCUUGGCACAGCGCAGCACCACAUGGGGAGCAUGCCAUGUGACGUCCAUGCAGAUAUAAAUGAACAGUUUGCUGCACGACCACCGCAUGUUGUAGUGUGUGCUGUGUCGAUGUGCACCUCCUGACGAAGGGACAUCCUCAGUGUUCUCUCUCCUUUCUCUCCCUCUUUUUGCCCUUUAACCCCCUUCCCCUGUGUAGGGUAGCAAGCUGGACAGGCAUUUGGUCGGCCUGCAUACCUUUCUUUUUCUCUUCCCUUCCUCUCACCGAGCAGAACAAGCUACUGUAUUUGCUCAAAUACAGGCCGAUACUUUUUUAAAAGACAAUGGGUACGAAAGUUGGGAGUCAGUUCAGAUUUGAGAAUGCAGUUUAACCGCAGCCGCCAGACACUCAGUGCAUUUUGGAUCCACAGUAUUCUAGGCACUAUAUUGCAACACCGCCUCAGGGACCUGGCAGCGUGCCACAAGAUCUGGGAGGUCAAGAUUGCAGCUGAUGGGUUGAUGUGCCUCGUUUUUUUUAAAAUGUAGCGUCUCGUCGUUAGCAAGGACAGUGCACUGUAGGAACAGGUUAAAGACAUAUAGGCUAGGCAUAUUGACAAAGAUGACAACACGUUAAUGUUGCACGUGCUUGCAAUGGCUGUCGGAGACCUUAAUAACAUGCAUGUUCUUUUUGCAGUCAAAUGCCUUCUUUUCAUUUAGUUUACAUUUUAGUAAAGGUUUUAAUUUCCUGGCCUUUUGAGUUUUGGGCAUUUGCCUACAAUCGAGGCUGGCAUAGAUUUGAGUAGAUACAGUAUGUAUGUGUACGUAUAAGGUACUUCACCUGUUUUAUGUCAUAGGGCAAACUUUCACAUUAAAAGAAAGCGUAUUGAAGAUUUUUGCGAGAAAGGGGGGAGAGAAGUCUCUCAGUUUGUAGACAAAUAUGCUUUUUGAUUGUCAGCCUGGCUGCUAACCAUGUGUUCAUUAAGACCAUGUUCAUAAUGCAUUUGUUUGUCGUGACUUAUAUAUUGCCAGGCAUGUUUUGUAAGGUUGUGCUUGAUAAGCAUUGUCACAUUCAAGUCAUUGUGCGAGAUGUGCUUGCGAUAUCAUUGUUAGCGAAUCUCAGAAUCCCACAUGUAGAAAGACAAACUCAUCUAGAGUGUAAAAAUUACUGUAGCAUAUUCUCAAAUUUUUUGUCAUUGGAUUUGGCAUUACCAAAUCCAUACUGCUAACUUAUUACCACUGUUGUUGAAAAGCGUACAAUUAUUGCAUUCUACUGGUGCUAACAUAUGUGGUAGAAACUUGCAAGUUAACAAACAAGCUCAAAAACAAGUUAAGGGAUGCACAAAGAGCAAUAGAAGGAAAAAUUUUCUGUGUAACGCUAAGAGGCAGUAAGGGAGCAGUGUAAAUCAGAGAGCAAAUGGGGAUAGCCGAUGUUCUAGUUGACAUUAAGAGAAAGAAAUGGAGCUGGGCGGGCCAUUUAAUGUGUAGGGUGAGGAAGUUAGGAAAUUUGCUGGUGCAAGUUGGAACCAGCCAGUGCAAGACAAGGCUAUGAACUCAAAGUUCGGGUGGACCUUCUAAGGGAGCCCCGAGCACUCGUCGUUAAAGGCAGUUAACUCCUGAGUCAUGGUAUGCAUGGUGAAGACAAACGUAGAGGUUGAUGACAAGCUAAUCCAUUCAAUUCUGGAACUGGAGAGUAUUGGUAUAUCUGAUACUGCGAACAAGGAACUUGAGAUAAGCUCAACCAGGCAGCACUUUGAGAAAACAAUAGAGCUACAUGGUGGCAGAUACGAAGUGUCGUUGCCUUUGAAAACUAGGUUUGAGCUGUGUGAUAACAAUGAAGCUGCGAUUACCAGGCUCAAGAAACUUUUGAGCCGCUUGUCCAGCAAGGAGGAUCUUCUACAGACUUAUGAUGCCAUGAUUUGUGACUAUAUACAGGCCGGUCAUGCGGAAGUUGUAAAAGACCCACCUCAAAAUCUGGUGAAGGUUUAUUACAUAAAGAAGUUAUCUGACAACAAGCACUGACAACAAAGGUAUGAGUUGUCUUCAAUGCGUCGUCGAGAACAUGGGGAUGCAAGUUGCUUAGCGAGUGCUUGGAAAAAAGCGACAACUUAUAUCAGGACCUUGUCAAAAUAUUACUGCGCUUAGAACGCACCCCAUCACCAUAAUGGCAGAUAUCGAGAAAGCCUUCCCUCAGAUUUCGAUGCAAGAAGAAGACGGAGAUGCCUUUCGAUUUCGGUGGUUCGAAGGAGAUGUUGCUGAGCUUCUGCAUAAGGUCGCGCAGGAAUGGAGCAUGACCAGAGUACCUUUCGGAGCAACGCGCAGCCCAUUUCUGCUGACGGCAACCAUUUUUCACCACGUAAGAGCACCACCAAGUAUGUCUUCGGGUGCCAAGACUUUGGGCGAGUCGUUUUACAUCGACGAUUUAGUGACAGCAGCCGAUUCAGAGGAUGAAGCUGCCCUUCCAAGAGCUAACCGAGCCUUCCGCUUGGAAGUAUUGCCUUGGUACUGAAAAUUCUGCCGACCUGUUGACACGAGGUGUAUCUGUUGACCAGAUAGCUACAAGCAGCUCUGGCUAGGGCCUCACUGGCUUCAGGAUCCUGAACACACCUGGACAUCACAACCACUAUGACCAGUGCACAACACAGUCGUCCAUUGUGAAAAGGUCGCCGUUCAGGUGUCGCUUACCACUGACGUCAUGCGUCCACUAAUUGUAAUGGAGCAUUACAGCAGACUUCAUAAGCUGCUGAGAGUUACAGCAUGGGUGCUGAGGUUCGUCAGUUGCUGCAGAUAUAAUGGCAGCGAUAAAGAAACUGGUCCCCUCAUGGUAGAGGAGCUAUCGAGAUCCAAACAAUACUGAAUUUAACUAGUGCAAGAUGAGUUUUUCACACAGAAAUCAAAAGCUAUCUCAGAAUGGCAUUUAUCGAUGUAAUGUCACUCAUCGCAGGUCUCAACCCAUUCCAGGACAAAGAUAGGAUACUUCGGGUUGGUGGCUGUUUAAUGCUAAUGGAAUUUCUGGAAGGUGUCAAGCAUCCGAUUAUACUGGCCAGUAAUCACCACUUUUCAAGGCUAAUCGCAAUCAAAGCACACUGCGAAGUACUUCACGGAGGUGUGUGAGAUACACUGACGCAGUUGAGAGAGCACUUCUGGAUGUGCAAAGCACGAAGCCUGGUGAAGAAAGCAACCAUGGAAUGUUACUUGUUCAAACAUUACACCGUUACACCAAGCAGCGCUCCAGUAGCUCUGCUCGCAAAGCAUCGGGUAACGCAAGCACAUACGUUUGAAGUGGUCGGAGUGAACUUUGUGGGACUUUCCUUCAUAAGGACACCAUUAAGAGAUAUGAAGAACUACAUUUCUCUAUUCAUGUGCACAGCUUCGAGUGCGAUCCACUUAAAACUUUUAUGCGGCGUGACAUCUGAAGCAUUCUUGGAUGUCCUCGCAUUGCUUUUGUGCCCGACGAGGCCUUUCCCUAGUCAUCUGUUCUGACAAUGCGAGAGCUUUCAAGAAAACGUCAGGGGAUCUGCAAAAGCUUUGCAGAAUGCCACUAGGAGAUGAUGUCACCAGACAGCUGAGCAGUAAAGGCAUCAAAUGGAAGUUUAUUGUACCAAACGCUGCAUGGUGGGGGGGGUGAAUGGUGGCUUGUAAGAUCGUUCAGGAUUUCACUCGGCAAACUUCAGUUCUUGAUCUUGUUUUUCUUACUACAUCUCUUUUUAAUACCGGUUGUGAAUGCGAUGUUAUUGAUUGAAUAUCUGACCACAAUGCUGUGUUAAUUUCAGUUACAGGCAUCGUCCUUGAAUCACGCUAUAUCUACUGCACAUUUCCCGACUUUAACUGCGCUGAUGAUUUGGCAAUAACAGAUGCCCUAUGCGGUUUUUUUAGAGUUUGAACUCAUAAGUGCCACUGAUGAUACUAUUACCUUGACAAGUUUCUUCGAAAAUCUUGUCAGUAAGUGUGCCAACCUUCUUAUUUCUUUAAAAGCAAAGAAAACAAACACUGAAAUUCCUUGGAUGACUAGGGACCUCUUGCAUAUAUCACGCCGUGUGGCCAGAUUACGACAAUCGAAACGCUCUAGUGUUUCAACAAACUCAUGCAGCUCCAUAGCGCUAAAUAGGAACUUUGUUCUAAAAUGGUUGCUGCAAAAGAAUUUUAUUACAAGGUAACCUUGCCAUAAUUAAUGAUGACUAAUCCCCGUAAAUUUUGGAAAGCUAUCCUACCACCUAGGUCAUCCUCGCACACAUUAAUAACUAACAAUGUUGCAGUUUCGAUUUGCGACAAUAAACUUCAUUUAAUGCCUACUUCCACUUUGACUUUGCGACUAAUAAUUCUGUAACCCUUGUUUUUGAUUCCGAACCAUACCCUCCAAUCGACGAAAUAUCACUGUCUCCUGAGAGUGUAUUUAACUUAAUCCUAAACAUAGACACCAAGAAGUCGUGGUCCUGAAGGUAUCCCGACUGCUUUUUUCAUUCGAUACUCUCUUUGGGGCAGCAGAUAUCUAACACUUAUCCUUAGAAAAUUUCUCCCAACCACCAUCGUUCCUCCCUCGUGGAAACUAACUUCAAUUCUGCCCUUAUUUAAGUCGGGUAACAUUCAAUUGUUAUCUAACUAUAGGCCAAUCUCCUUAACAGCACACUUAAUGUAAAUUACUCGAACACAUUAUCUUUAAACAUAUUAUGGAAUUUCUUGAAAAUAACAAAAUUUUAUGCACUUUCCAGCAUGGCUUUAGACGUGGCCUUAGCACUAUAACACAAUUGACAGAAUUUGUUCACGACAUCAGCAGCUCUUUAGACAUAGGUGACCAGAUUGAUGCUAUUUUUAUAGACUUUGCAAAGGCCUUCGACACUGUUUCACACCCUCAACUUAUGCACAAGCUGUUCGCUGUACUAAAAAAUGCAUCUUUGGUUGGCUGGAUAUCACUCUUUCCCAGCAUUUGCGAUAUGUAUGUUUCAAUUCUACUAACUUACCCUUGAUGCCUGUUUCAUUAGAGGUUCCCCAAGGCUCAGUACUGGGUACUCUUUUAUUCCUGCUUUAUAUUAAUGAUCUCCCCUACACACCUCAGUUAAAAUAUGCCUUCUUGCAGAUGAUUGCAUUUUAUAUCAUGCAAUUAAGUCUCCUGCUGAUCAUGUUGUCCUUAACAAUUAUUUUGCUCACUUCUGUAACUGGUCGAAAGCAUGGCAGAUGAAUACCAACUUUUCCAAAACUACCUCCAUAUCCUUUACACGAUGCUCAUGCCCUUCCUUCUUUGCCUAUGCCUUUAACAAUAUUACUUUAAAUAGGGUCUUCGAAUUCAAAUAUUUAGGUAUCCUACUAACACAUGAUUUGUCAUGGUCAAAACACAUUUAUGUCACCUAUAACGAGGCCCUUAAAAGACUAGGUUACUUACAUUGUACACCGUGUCUUGCUUCUCAAGAAACUACACUUCUUACAUAUAAAACCCUCAUUCACCCCAUCCUCGAAUAUGGCUGCGUUGUAUGGAAUCCAUACAAACACUGUGACGUCAAAAAAAUUGAAUCAGUGCAAAAAAAAGGCAGUGUGUUUUGUUUGUAGGAGAUAUGAUAAGGAAUUUUUGCCAUCUAACUUUCUUCCCCUACUUGGUCUCAUUCCUCUUGCAGAGCGCCGUAAACUUGAAUGCCUAAAAUUCCUUCACACAUUAAUCAAUUCUCCUUGCCUCUCCUGCCUACUCUUGCAAUUGCCUCAUUGAGGCUGCAGUAUGUAUUAAUAAAUAAAUGAAUAAAUAAAUAAAUAAACUGUAAUGACACCACUUUACAAGGUUCUUCAAAGAGCCUGCCUAAACUCUGAAGAACUCAUGACAGUACUAGCAGAAGUUGAAGCCAUCAUCAAUUCUAGACCACUUACUUUCAUUGGGUUGGAAGACGGCAAACCAUGCACUCUGACUCCGGCCGAGCUGUUGAUUGGCUGUAGGUUCACAAUGAUACCACAAAGCAAUAGUGAGGAACCAGAGAUACCGACGCGUACGGAGGCUGUCCAGAGACUUCAGUACAGAAGGCGCCUGACGGAAAACUUUUGGAAACGAUGGACCAAAGAGUACUUACUCCAGCUUAGAUGAGCGCACUUCUGUGACAAAUGGGGCAAGAACAAAGUUAAAGGCGAUGUAGUACAUGUUAAAAGCCCUCCACGUCAAAUGUGGUAACUCGUAAAGGGGAUGGAAGUCUACGGAAGAGAAGAUGGACACGUUCACUCUUGCAAGAUAAAGCGACAAGACGGCCUUGUGACAACAAGGGCCAUCCAAAGACUGUAUCCGCUAGAAAUACAGGCGUUGCCGCACUUCUCAGCCAGGAAUAUGUUGAAUUUUCCGCACUCUUCCUACAUGAACAAAGAUGAUCCUGGGGCCGGGGAGCACGUGAUCACAUUCGAAGAGAAAUUGGGGGCCAUCUUUUACUUUCUGGGCUCAGAUGGACGCUAAUAAACACCUUUCUGAGUCUUAAGUCUCUGUCGGCUGUUCUGUGUACCAUAUAGGUAUUCCAUAGCCUUUAUAAAUAGAGAACAGCACGAUAGUUAUGUCAUACACUUCGAUGACCACAGACCAUGCUUGUUGCUUUCACUGCCACCAAGUUGUACCUUGGUUUAUUAAAAGUUGCCCGAUGAACAGUUUACUUCCAAGUUGGUCAUUUUUUGGCCUCCCUGCUGGCCAGCACCCGUCACUAUUGCAUGACAAUAUCAUAGGUCACUUUCAGGCUCGUCGCAAUCAAUAUUGUCCACACGUACAUUAUGGCGCAUAAGACCCAUAUUAUAUGUAAGGAGAGGUGAGUUUGAAUCACGGCAAAUGGUUCAUAAUUGUCAAAAACUAACUAUAGUGGGCUGUGUCAGCUUUUUUGCUUUGUUGCUCAGCUUGGCUUCUGUAAGUUGUGAGAUGAAAACCUGCUCUCACUAUUUUCCCAGCAUCUGGCUUUCUGCAGAGAUAAACCUUUGAGAAAUAAAUCUUUUUGAACUCCCAUCAGAACCCAAGCAUUGUUAAUUUCACUGCCUCAUUCUGAAUGUUGUGUUUGGACUGCUUCAAAUUUCUCUGCAUUAUAAGGCAGUUCCCAGCAUCUUAUGUCAGAAAUGAAAAACACUUUUUCUUUGGUGUUCGUGCGUGCCUGUCUCAAGCACUGCAGUACACUCGACAGCUGCAACAUGGGACAGUAUUGCCUCUUGGUGCUUGUAUUGUGUCUUGAUGGGAUUGGAUUGCCUGUUUUCACAAUUAUUGGCCUGAAAUUAAAUAUCCUUCAGUUCCUUG
Dermacentor andersoni is the source of this 8564-nucleotide messenger RNA. NCBI's taxonomy places the organism in Eukaryota, Metazoa, Arthropoda, Arachnida, Ixodida, Ixodidae. The record is from RefSeq and is a predicted model, not a curated record.